Messenger RNA from Penicillium subrubescens, 1890 nucleotides. Its product is annotated as putative HET domain protein. Lineage: Eukaryota; Fungi; Ascomycota; Eurotiomycetes; Eurotiales; Aspergillaceae. The record is from RefSeq and is a predicted model, not a curated record. Bases 1 to 1890 code for a protein of 629 amino acids. The transcript has 3 exons.
AUGCCUUUGUGCGAAGACUGUUACGCGUGGGAUCUAGACAAAAAUGGCCCGUUUGGUGUCGUCCUGGGUAAAUAUGAAGAUCUUGUCACUAAAGCCGACAAUGGUUGCGAGUCUUGCAGGUUCUUCUGCUCGGUUUUACAAACAUCCGAUCGGUACAAGGACAAGCUAGACAAAUUGAGCGGGCAGAACAUAGUAUUUUGCAACAUGCGUCUAGAUGCUAGAGAGCCGGGGGUCAUCGGUAUGACCAUGUCUUCGGACGAUUUGUGUCUUGACAUGUGCGUUGCGAGUGACUACGAAGGACCACUGACCGAUAAAUUUGACUCACUCCAUGAUAUUGCAAGAAACUCGCGAGAUGACACAUGCGUGGCCAAGAUAUCUUCAUGGAUGUCGCAAUGCGCAGAACAUGAAAAUUGUCACCAGUUUGAGUCGGUCCCAUUGCCGGAGAGGAUCAUAGAGGUCGCUGCUGAUCCCAUGGUCGCUCCACGUAUUAUUGCUUCUGGCGGACAAAAGGGCGCGUACAUGAUUUUGAGUCAUCAUCACUCCACGGACUCGGCGAGCUCCAGCACCGAAAAGCUAUCCAAAGCCAGCUUGCCAGCCAAAUUGGAUAUUUCACUCUAUCCAACGGUCAUAGCCGACGCCAUUGACAUCACUCGCAGACUGGGCUAUCGGUAUCUUUGGAUAAGACAGCUUUGUCUGACGACAUGUGAAUUUUCUGCGAUGCCGGCCUUCUUCCUUGGUAUAUACGGCAGAGCAAGUCUGAUGCUUACAGCUUCUGUAAAAUCUGAGCCUAAUGUUGGACUAUUCCAUGACAGAAAUAUCGUUCAAUCUCCAGCAUUGGGAAUUGCCAAAGACAGAUAUCUCAGGCCCCGUGUGCUACGCUGGAUGACAAACAUCGAGGAAUCGCCGCUUUCCAGGCAGGGCUGGAACGUGAUUGAGAGAAUACUUGCACCGCGUAUCGUUCAUUUCACAGAUCGACAAUUAGUCUGGGAGUGUGCAUCUGGCUGUCAAUUUGAGGCAGCAAAAAUAAUUGAGAAACAACACUCCGGUCCAAGGAUGAACGGCUAUGAUAAGAAGCUUUUCCAGCAAUUCGUGGAGAGUGCACUUCUGUCGGCCUUGACUGAUAUGAGUGAAACUCCCUAUGCUGGCAAAGACGACUCUAUUGCACGGCUUGAAGCUUGGACUGAUAGUGUGAAUGCACUCUCUUGGGGAAGCUUUGAGAAUCUUUCCGACAAGCUUCUCGUUGUCGGCAAGGCCGCACUGGCCAUCAGCGACUGCAGCAUGGGAGACUACCUAGCCGGAAUUUGGAGCAAACAUGUCGCAUCUGGGCUUGCUUGGGGCCGAAUGUUCUCACCGUUGACAUCCACCUCUGAAUAUGUCGCUCCUACGUGGAGUUGGGCCAGUGUAGAUGGCCCAGUGGGGAUAGAUGAUGUUCGUGAGAGCCUUGCUUCAGAUUCAGCAUGGGUUCGAAAGUAUCAACCUGAAAUUGUUUCGCACCAUAUUCUCCAUGCUGACCCUUCGGACCCCUACGGAAAUGUUUUACCUGGAUCUCACAUUGUCCUUGAUGCGGCCUGUAUUGGGUUCAAGAGGCUAACAAGUGCACUCGAGGCUGACGACGGAUCAUUCACACUUAGACCAAUUCUUGAUCAAUCGCUGAUGUUUGAAUGCCUCUGCUGCAGACCUAGGCCGGCGGAGCUCCAAGAGGCAGAAUCUAAGAAGUUCAAUCGAGAGGUUGAUCAUCAUAUCUGUGCCGUGAUAAGGAUUGACGACUGGGCUACGAAUGGUGACAGUGCCGGGCCAUGCAUAUGCCUUAUUCUGAAAGCAUCAGACGGAGAUGAUUCUUAUAUAAGAGUCGGCCUGGAGAAAAUCGGUCGACCCAAAUCUCGCGUUUGA